GCUUUGCUUUUUCAACCAAUCCAACCACAACCCAUUCUCAUUGAUCUCACCCUCGUUAUUUUCUCUCUCUAGAAAGAUGGCACGUUCUUUCUUUCUUUCUUUCUUUGUCUCUCUACGCAGAACCUACAUAACAAAGAAAGAAGAAACAUGGAAACUCCACGCACCCUCCUUCCCUCAAAAAUUAAGAAGAGUCCACACCACCAAGUCUGUCUGUGUCUCUCUCCUCAAUGGCCCAGCUGGACCAAAAUUUAUGUGUGAAGAAAAACAAAAAGGAAAAGAAGAGAGGAGAUAGUAGAUGUCUUCAAAUGUUGUCCUCCAACCAAACCCACCUCACAAACCACUCUCUCCCACAACAAAUAAAAUGAAGUAUGCCAGAACUACCCUUCUGCAACCCCCCAAAAAAUCCCAUCUUCAUCACUGUCUCAACUCUCAAAAGAAACAUUUUUUUCACCGAAUUAUGUGGGCUUCUUUGGGUUUUCUUUGUCUCGGUCAGAGUUUCACAGAGAAAACAGGAAAGCGAGAACCUUCCCAUCUCUCUCUUUCUUGUUUCUCUCUCUGUCUCUCUCUGACCUCUUCUUUCCCUUCCCUUUAUUAUUUCUUUCCCAUCUCUUUCUCUAUCUUCUUUCUCACUGAACUCUCUUCCUUUCUCUAUUUCUCUCCCCCUUUUUCUCUAUUUCUCUCCUUUCCCAAAUACAGCUCCCCGUUUUGCCUUGUGGGUAGUUUUUUUUUUCUUUUUUUUAAUAUCGUAUUCGAUCUGAUGAUGAAGAGAAUGAAGGGGGUUGCUGCUGCUAUGGAGUCUUCUCCAUAUGCAAUCUUAUAUGAGGUUCAGAGGACCAGGCUCAAGCAUCAAAGUCUUAUGCAGGAUUAUGAGGAGUUGUACAGGGAAACAGAAUCUCAGAAAAGGAAAUUGGAGAUGAUGAAACAGAAAAGAUUGACCCUAUUGUCUGAAGUCAGGUUUCUGAGGCAACGGUACAAGUUCUUGAUGCAAAACCAGUCUCAAAACCCUGCUCCUGCACCAAAGUACAUAAAGAAACAGAACUUAAUAAAUGUUAAUAGAACUGUAAGGAAAGAAAGGAAUUACACUGGGAAUGAUGCCGCUGUGCAGUGCCAAGCUCCACAAUUUGAUUUAAACAGAAAGGGUAAGAAGGUUUAUAGUGAAAGAGAAGCUGCUUUGCAAACUGCUGGUCCAGUAUUCGACUUGAGCCAGAAGCAGAAGACUUAUAUUGUGAAGGAGGCUGCAUUAUAAAUUCAGCAACAAAUCUAGAACUAAAUUUAAAGGAAAGAAUUUACAGUGGAAAAGAAGCUGCUGCUAGAAACAAUGCUCCAAUUUUUGAUCUGAACCAGAUUUCGAGGGAGGAGGAAGAAUUACAGGCCAAUGGAGAGGUGAUGAGAAUAGAUGAGCCAAAGAUAUCAUUAAUAAGGGGUGGGAGUGAUGAACACCACAGUGAUAUGAAGUUAUCAGCUUGUAGGAGUGCUGGAAAUGGAUCAGGUCGGGCAGGUAAGAGGAAGAUUUCAUGGCAGGAUCAGGUGGCAUUGAGGGUUUGACUUCUUAGUUCAACUGCAAUUGAAGAUUAUAUUUUGGUGAGGUUUUAUCCUAGGUGAACAAUGUGAAAGGAAUUAUUGCUCAUUGUGCCUAUUCAGGCCUUUUCUUUUGUCUGGUGUGGGAAGUUAUGAGGGGGAGCUGAAAACCAAUUCCUCAAGUCUUGAUGCUUAGAGCUAUUCCUUUUAUGGGUGAGGAUGGAUGGAGGUGAGCCAACCAUUGCAAUUUGUUGACGUUAUCAUUGUUUCUUCCCUUGAAAGAAUAAAGCAUGUGUUCAACCAAUUAAACUUUUCGGUUUAAGAGCAAUCCCGUUGGGGCAUUCAUGGGUU
Hevea brasiliensis (rubber tree) is the source of this 1869-nucleotide messenger RNA. RefSeq lists its product as uncharacterized. Bases 296 to 1246 code for a protein of 316 amino acids. NCBI's taxonomy places the organism in Eukaryota, Viridiplantae, Streptophyta, Magnoliopsida, Malpighiales, Euphorbiaceae. The record is from RefSeq and is a predicted model, not a curated record. The transcript is spliced from 5 exons.